ACCGUCUCUUUCCCUUCAACUUCAAAUAAUCAUUUGGCAUGAAAUGAAAUCCUCUCGCAAGGGCAGCUUCUUCUCCUCCUCUUCCACUACUGUAACCUUUGCCUUCCAUAAUGACGACCACUCUACUUCUCCAACCCAUCACGGUGUCACCGAGAUUCCCAUCCAGUCCUCCAAAGCCGCUCCAGUCCCCGUCACCGUCCAUCUUCCCCACCAAUUCCAAUCCAACGCCGCCGCCAAGAUACAAUCCACCUACCGUGCCCACAUCAUCCGCAAACUGUACAGAAAAAUCUCGGCUGCCAACUCCGAAGCCGACCAGCUACAACGCUCGAUUCAGCUGCAGGAGACUGUGGACGCCGUCAGGAGCGACGAACGCGCGAGGCUGAGGAUGAACGAGGCGCUGAUGGCUCUGUUACUGAGGCUGGACUCGGUGCCCGGUAUUGAUCCGACGUUGAGGGACGCGAGGAGGAAGGUGAGCCAUCGGAUCGUGGGGUUGCAGGAGAUACUGGACGCGAUUUCGGAAGCGAAGGUGCCGGGCGAUGAUCACUGUUAUCAUGCGUGGGGUACACCUUGGGGUUAUGGAUACGAUGGCUUGACGAGGAAUUGGGACGACGUCGUGGCGGAGAUGGAGGAGGAGGUUUGCAGGGAACGAGGUGGUGACGAGAUGGAUAGGUUUUGUGCGCAGAAUUUGGGGUUUCGGUGCUUGCAGAGGUUUCUGCAUGAGCCCUGAUCCUUUGGUUCGGUUUCCGUUGGGUACAGCUUCUACCAUGUGUGUGUGUAUAUAUAUAUAUAUAUAUAUAUAUAAAGUUGUGUGUUCUGGAGGUGAAUUGUUAUUGUGGUGGAUGGCAUAUAUAUGAUGGGUUCUAAGAAAAUUAAAAUUAGCAAACAAAAAGUGGUAGGAAAUCUCUCUCUCCCUCUCUCUUACUCAAUUACUCGCCGAAGGAAGAAAAUGCUAAUGCGAAAAAGAAACCAAUUAAAAACGAGAAGGAGAUGUUUCUACAGAUCGGAAAUACAUAUAAUUAAGGAUAUGGUUAUACAUGAUCUAAUUAAACCCCAGAGAGACCGGUGGCCUAAGCGACACAGCUGCACUUGCACCGUGACAUGCAUCUCUUGCAAUCGGAGAGUUUUGGGCUCCCACCGUUGCAAUCACACCUCUUCACACAGCUAGACCUGGAGCUACCAGCCCACAAGCACCGCGCCAUGCAGCGUAAUACUGGCACGCAUGAUGGGCAACCAUACUUCAUCUGGCUAACAAUACAGUCUUUGCAUUCACUGCCGUUUGGUGUGCAGGCCAGCAUCCCCACCGGCGAGAUCACCAGCAAUAUCAUCAACAGCAUCAUUGGCACCGGCAGCUCCAUUUCUUUCAGGUUGGGUAUUUCUUUCUUUUUGCCAUGCUCUUCGUAGCUUCUUCAUUUAUAGACCACCAUUUUCUUUAUAAAAAUAAUGUUAUGGGCCUCUUCGAGAAUCGAGACUCAUCUUUGGGAUAUACAUGUAAGAAAGAUAUUCAAUGCUUCAUAUCAGCACCCUACUCUGCUGUGGAAAUUCUUACAACUGUUCGAUGAUGAUCCAAGGGUACUCAAUGAAUGUGAGAGAAAUGUAUUUAUUUUUUGAGUUGGUUUGGGUUGGGUUGCUUGCUCUAGGCCUCGGUAACCACUGAAUCAACUCAUUUACCGUCAUUAAAUUUCUGCCAUUUCUUGGUUUGCACAAAA
Molecule: messenger RNA, 1706 nt
Organism: Juglans regia (Persian walnut)
Lineage: Eukaryota; Viridiplantae; Streptophyta; Magnoliopsida; Fagales; Juglandaceae
Product: BAG family molecular chaperone regulator 5, mitochondrial-like
Exons: 1
Coding region: 44-727 (227 amino acids)
Biological process (GO): protein folding
Cellular component (GO): plasmodesma
Molecular function (GO): protein-folding chaperone binding
Source: RefSeq, a predicted model, not a curated record